AUUAAGACAUUGUACGAGCAAUAUGUUCAAGUUCGUGAUUCUGUUGUCUGUCGUUGCCUGCGCCUUUGGUGCUGCUAUCCCUGAGGGUCUCCUGCCCCAGUUGGAUGGUCGCAUUGUUGGCGGCACUCCCACCUCCAUCAGCAGCUUCCCCUGGCAAAUCUCCCUGCAGCGUAAUGGCGGCCACUCCUGCGGUGGUUCCAUCUACAGCUCCAAGAUCAUCGUGACCGCUGCUCACUGCCUGCAGGGCGUGUCCGCCUCCAGCUUGAAGGUGCGC
Messenger RNA from Drosophila arizonae, 274 nucleotides. Its product is annotated as trypsin alpha-like. The record is from RefSeq and is a predicted model, not a curated record. Gene Ontology annotation, biological process: proteolysis. NCBI's taxonomy places the organism in Eukaryota, Metazoa, Arthropoda, Insecta, Diptera, Drosophilidae. Gene Ontology annotation, molecular function: serine-type endopeptidase activity.